Messenger RNA from Fonsecaea nubica, 1752 nucleotides. RefSeq lists its product as hypothetical. Gene Ontology annotation, molecular function: Hsp90 protein binding. The transcript is spliced from 3 exons. The record is from RefSeq and is a predicted model, not a curated record. NCBI's taxonomy places the organism in Eukaryota, Fungi, Ascomycota, Eurotiomycetes, Chaetothyriales, Herpotrichiellaceae. The coding region runs from base 1 to 1752 and encodes 583 amino acids.
AUGGCCGACGCUCUGAAGGCCGAGGGCAACAAGGCCUUUGCGGCCAAAGACUUCAAAACUGCCGUUGACAAGUUCUCUCAAGCUAUUGAACUAGAUCCCACGAACCAUGUCCUUUACUCCAACCGCUCCGGUGCAUAUGCUUCUCUCAAAGAGUACCAGAAAGCCCUUGACGAUGCGAACAAGACGACAGAACUCAAACCUGACUGGGCAAAAGGCUGGGGUCGAAAAGGAGCUGCGCAGCACGGUCUUGGUGAUCUGGUCGGUGCAAAGGAUGCUUUCGAAGAGGCCUUGAAGCUCGAACCUUCCAACACUCAAGCCCGGCAAGGCCUCGAGGCUGUCGAGAGAGCCAUUGAGGCGGAAGCCCGUGCAGACGGUGCCGAUUUGGGUGGCUUGGGCAACAUGUUCAACGAUCCUCAGCUCAUCCAGAAGCUCGCAAGCAAUCCAAAGACAUCGAAAUACCUUGCAGACCCUCAAUUCAUGGCCAAGUUGCAGCGACUGGCAAAGAACCCUCAAGAGAUGGGUCAGGAACUCGCCGACCCCAGAUUCCUCGAGGUCAUGGGUGUACUACUGGGUGUCGACAUGCAGAUGGGUAUGCCGCCGGAAGGUGGCCCCUCUGAUGCGCGGAGAGCCGCAGAAGAAGAAGAGGACGUUCCCAUGCCGGAUGCCCGGCCUCAGUCCAAUCCUCCACCGCAAGCCGAGAAGAAGGCGCCCGAACCCGAACCCGAACCCGAGCCCGAAGACGAAGAGGCUAUCGCGGCGAAGAAGGCGAAAGAAGAGGCCGAGAACGAAAAGAAACUUGGGACAGAAAAUUACAAGAAGCGAAAAUUCGACGAAGCUAUUGAACACUACGGAAAAGCCUGGGACUUGCACAAGGAUAUAACUUACCUAACCAACCUCGGCGCGGCCAAAUUUGAAAAGGGUGACUACCAAGGGUGUAUUGAUGCUUGUGAGAAGGCCGUUGAGGAAGGCCGCGCCAUGCUCGCCGACUUCAAGAUUAUCGCCAAAGCCUUCGGCCGCAUCGGAUCUGCUUAUGAGAAAAUGGGUGACUUGCCCAAAGCCCUGAUCAACUACCAGAAAUCUCUCACUGAACACCGCACGCCCGAAAUCUUGGCGAAGUUCAAGGCCGCCGAGAAGGCUCAGAUCAAAGCCGAGAAGGACGCAUAUAUCGACCCAGAAAAGGCAGAAGAAGCGCGUCUGUUGGGAGCCGAGAAGUUCAAAAAUGGAGACUGGCCAGGUGCUGUCGAAGCCUACACUGAACUCACCAAACGUGCGCCGGAUGACCCUCGAGGAUAUUCCAACAGGGCUGCAGCACUAAUCAAACUCCUUGCCUUCCCGACUGCCAUCCAAGACUGCGACGAGGCCAUUAGACGUGACCCCAAAUUCAUCAAAGCAUACCUCCGGAAAGCUCAAGCUCUGUUCGGCAUGAAGGAAUACAACAAGUGCCUGGAUGUGUGUACAGAAGCCAUGGAACAUGACGAAGACGGUAAGAACGCCCGAGAAAUUGAACAGCAGCAAUCCAAGGCCCUCGAAGCAAUGUACGCUGCUCGCCAGGGAGAAACGGAAGAAGAGACGAGCGCGAGAAUCCAGAAAGACCCUGAAAUCAUGCAAAUCCUUUCCGAUCCGGUCAUGCAAUCCAUCUUGCAACAAGCCAAGUCCGAUCCGGCGGCACUGAACGAACACAUGAAGAACCCUGGAAUUCGCACGAAGGUUCAAAAGUUGAUUGCCGCGGGUGUGAUUCGCGUGGGACGGUAG